AUGUCCGACAUUCCCAUUGUCGGCGGGUCUUCGUUCCCCAUCCUCUCCUACGUCGGCGCCAUACGGUCCAUCACAGCCGCGGCUAGCAUCAUACAUGAGGGCUAUACUAAAUACAAAGGACAAUGCUUCAGAUACGCAGAACCCGGCCACUGGCGUGUCCUCGUUACCUCCCGUGCAGCCGUGGAGGAGAUCGCACGCGCCUCAGCAGACGUGCUUUCCUUUUCCGCCGCCGCGGCCGACUCGGUACAAAUCCCGUACACCCUGGGCCCAAACAUUGCUCUCAACGCAAGAUUGCGGGACGAGAUCACAUGUGCGUUCGCUGAUGAGAUACGAAGUGCCGAUGCUGGUGACGAUUGGAUUAGUGUACGUCCCAAGGAUAUGUCAUUGCAGAUCGUGUGUCGGGUCGCCAACCGCAUCUUUGUUGGUCUGCCAGUGUGCAGAGACCCCGACUAUCUGGCGGUCAACAAAGGUUUCACGAUGGAUGUUGUCCUUGGGAGCUCCCUCAUCAAGCUGUUCCCUCGGUUCAUGAAACCAUUUGUUGCGAAGUUCUGCACGAACAUCCCAGGCAGCAUCAAUCGUGUCGUGCGCCACUUGGAACCGAUCAUUACGGAACGCCUCCUACGUGCCGCGGACGUGAACCGAGACCAUCGGGAUGAAGAGAAAGACCAUCCGAAUGACCUACUGCAAUGGCUUAUCGAAAGCGCACCGGAUGGCCCUGAGCGCACUGUCCCCGCGCUCGCCUUGCGCGUUCUGGUAGUCAACUUCGCCGCACUCCAUACGACGUCCACGAUGCUCACACAUACAUUGUACUACCUCGCGGCCCACCCAGAACACGCGGAAAUUCUCCGGGACGAAGUCGAGCGGGUCGUCCAAGAUGAAGGCUGGAGCAAGGCCGCACUGGGGAACAUGCGCCUCGUCGACAGCUUCCUGAAGGAAGUGGGGCGCGUCACCGGCUUGGGUGCGAUAUCCAUCAAUCGCAAAGCAGUUCAGGAUUAUACUUUCUCGGACGGGACGUUUAUACCCAAAGGCACCUUCGUAGCUGCUGCCUCUCUGCCCAUCCACUUGGACGACGACAUCUACGCCAACCCGGACGUGUUCAACCCUUGGCGUUUCGCCACCGGGAAAGAACACUUGAUCAAGACAAGCGACCAUUACCUGCUGUUUGGGCAUGGACGACAUGCAUGCCCUGGUCGCUUUUUCGCCGCGGCAAUGCUCAAGACGAUUCUCGCCCAUGUUGUCACUACCUACGACGUCAGAUUCCCAGAUGGGAUGGACGCACAUGCCGUCCCGCCUCCGACGUGGGUCUCAUCGUCGAUGGUGCCUAAUCGCAAGGCAGAGGUGCUACUUCGCGAGAGACGGUCCAAGCAUUGA
Molecule: messenger RNA, 1371 nt
Organism: Fomitopsis serialis
Lineage: Eukaryota; Fungi; Basidiomycota; Agaricomycetes; Polyporales; Fomitopsidaceae
Product: cytochrome P450
Exons: 12
Coding region: 1-1371 (456 amino acids)
Molecular function (GO): monooxygenase activity; iron ion binding; heme binding
Source: RefSeq, a predicted model, not a curated record